Molecule: messenger RNA, 542 nt
Organism: Jaculus jaculus (lesser Egyptian jerboa)
Lineage: Eukaryota; Metazoa; Chordata; Mammalia; Rodentia; Dipodidae
Gene: Coxfa4
Product: NDUFA4 mitochondrial complex associated
Exons: 4
Coding region: 137-385 (82 amino acids)
Source: RefSeq, a predicted model, not a curated record
CCAGGGGUCCUUCAGGUAGGAGGUGCGGGGUGACUUUGGACGUCCGCUGUACCUGCUCGCAGAGGCUGCUUGGUGUGCGGCCCCGGCUGUGCUUUCUCUGUGCGUUCUCUGUGCGUCGUAGGCCUCCGCAGCCAACAUGCUCCGCCAGAUCAUCGGUCAGGCCAAGAAGCAUCCCAGCUUGAUACCCCUCUUCAUAUUCAUUGGAGCCGGAGGUACUGGAGCAGCACUGUAUGUGUUGCGUUUGGCAUUGUUCAAUCCAGAUGUCAGUUGGGACAGGAAGAAUAACCCAGAACCCUGGAACAAACUGGGCCCCAAUGACCAAUACAAGUUCUACUCAGUUAACGUGGACUACAGCAAACUGAAGAAAGAAGGUCCGGAAUUCUAAAUGAACCAUUUCACCAUAUAGCUGCUUACAAUGAAGGUCUUUCUGAAGCCAUCCGCACAAUUUUCCACUUAACCAGGAAUAUUUCUCCUCUAGGUGCAUGAAAUCAUGUUGAUUUCCUGGAGUUUAUUACACUGAUGAAUAAACCUCUAAAACUUGA